Lactuca saligna is the source of this 2394-nucleotide messenger RNA. NCBI's taxonomy places the organism in Eukaryota, Viridiplantae, Streptophyta, Magnoliopsida, Asterales, Asteraceae. The record is from the annotation of a GenBank genome assembly.
AUGUUUGAGUGGAAGAAACAGUUUGAAAAUAUUGAUAAAUUCAGAUUGAAACAGCUAAAGAAUGAACUUGUUCAAACUAGUGCUACUGAUGACAACUUCAGAAUCAAUUUUUUGGUUCUUUUUAUUAGUACUUUCUAUGAGUCUACAAGCAUGUGUAAAUGUAAUCUGAAUCCAUUGUAUUUAAUCAGAAGAGAUACUGAUUUAAGUAGCAUUGACUGGUGCGAUUACAUUAUGGAUUGUUUGGUAAGGACGAAGAAGGUUUACAAUCCAGAGAAAGAAUCUUCUUUCUUUUAUGGACCAGCAGCAUACCUUAUGGUACAGAAGAUAAGGUUUCUUGAGGAUAUUUUACAAGAGAGUGGAGGAUUUGGAUGUGGACAUGUUAAUGAAGCAUAUGUUGAAGAAGAAUUUCAAGAAUCUGAGUAUAAUGAGGAGGAAUCUAGUGGUGAUGAGGUUGAAUCUGAUGUUGAAGAGGAUUUAUGUGAUGAGGAUGAAGAAGAUUUUGAUGUUAAUAAAGUUAGUGAUGUGGAGAUGGAGGAUUUGAAAAAGGAUCUUGUUGUAAAGAUAGAUGAGGAAGUGUUGAAGUUUCCUCAAAGUCAGGUUUUGAAAAAUUGGAAAUUGUUAUUUCCUGUUGAAGAUUUAAGCACUGAAAGUUUUGAUUUCCGUUAUGUUUCACAAAAAUAUAAAGAACCGAUAUUAACACCUGAUUAUGAUCAAGGGAAAUGUUUUGGUGGUCAGGGGGAUGGAAGUGGUCCACAUGAGGGCAAUAUUGGUAAAAAUCACGUUGAAGGUAAAGGUGAUUAUGAUGAAUAUGAUGAACAAGGAAGUGGAAGUGGAUGUAAUAAAGAAGAGGAUAUGAAUUUAAAUUUUGUUGUAGAAAAUGUUACUAAGAGUGUGGGUCUAAUUGAUAGCCAGGAAGGUGUAUCUUUUAGUCAAUUUAUUUGCGAUCUAGUCGUUGAAAUUUUUCUUAAAACUUUGGAUCAAGGUAGGCAUAAUUUGACUGGUAUUGAUGAUGGGACUGUAAAUUUGGGUGAGGAUGAUCAUAAGAAUAAAGUAAUUUCAGAUCGUAGUGUUGAUAAAAUUAUUGUAGUAAAGAAGGACGGAGAAGGUGAAGAUGUUGAAGAUUGUUCAAAUAAAAAUAAAGAUGGAGAAAAUGUUGAAGAUUGUGCAAAUAAAAACAAUGAUUCAAAUAAGACUCGAUCAUUGAAAAAUGAUCUUGUUCAAAGUUUUAGUCUUGGAUUUAGUCAAGAUUCUGAAGAUGUUAUUGAUGCUAGUCCAGUUUCUUUUGCACCCCCUUUGGGUACAUUUGAAGGACCAUCAAAACUUGUUUCUUGCAAACAUAAAGAUAUAAAGGAAGAAGCAACCUCAGUAGUGGAUGUCAAAGGAAAGAGACAAAUGAAAUUUUCUUAUGUUUAUAAGUCACCAUUUAAGGAAAGGUUGAUUGAUUUUAAAACUUGUUUGACACAAGUAGAAAAUGUUGUUUGUGAAUGGCUUUUCAGUCUUCAAGGAAAUCUAGGUGUUCUUGACUCAUGGUCUCGUAUACUAAAUCACGAAGAGAAAUUCAGAGAUAUUGUUAAUUCUCCACUCAGAUUGUUCAUGAAUUUUGACACUACUUUGUUAUUUGAAUAUACUCAUUUGAAUGAAAGUGGAAAAUAUAAAGUUUUCAAGGAGAGGUUUUCUCGCAGUGUUUGUGGUGAUAGAGACUUGAAGGUUUUAAAGGAUGUUGAUAUGGUAUUUUUCCCGGUUUUGAGGCAUGAGCACAUAUAUCUUAUUGCUAUUAAUCUGAAGAAACGUGCUUUUAAGGUUAUUAAUAAUGGUGCAGAUGAUGCUGAUUUCGAUGAUAAGUAUGGUGCAGUUUUUAAACCUCUUAAAAAGUCUUUUUUGAAGUAUCUAAAAGAGAUCGGUCAUGUUAAAGCAAAUGAAAUGGCUGAUAAAAGUAUUACUCCAGUAAGAUUGACAAUGCCAUGGAGGAUAAUUUAUAAUAAAGUGGAUUGUGGAGUUUUUGCUAUGAGACAUAUGGAGAGUUAUUUUGGAGAAAAAGCAGAAAUCUUAACUUCUGAGAUUAAUACAAAGCGUGAUGAUGUGUUGAAAGCUGCAUAUGAGUAUCAAAAAGUUGAUCAAAAGAUUCGUGGUAAGCAUGCAUAUGAUGCUCAAUGGAAUAUAGAAAGAAGAUCUUUACUAGAUGUCUUUGAAGUAGAGGAAUGUUGUUCAUUUAAAGAAUAUUUCUUUUUAAUGAACAACAUUUCUCUACAUCAGAUAUGUAGUAAAGAUUUGUUAGGUUCAAUGGAGAUAAUCUUUCUAAGUAAUGGUGGAAGACUUCUUGGAGUCAGCUACAAUCUGUAUGAAAAUCUAGCUAGGAACAUGAAGAACAAGAAUCUUGGAAAAUGGGGAACUUGA